Drosophila busckii is the source of this 997-nucleotide messenger RNA. Its product is annotated as filamin-A. Gene Ontology annotation, molecular function: actin filament binding. The coding region runs from base 59 to 922 and encodes 287 amino acids. Lineage: Eukaryota; Metazoa; Arthropoda; Insecta; Diptera; Drosophilidae. The transcript is spliced from 2 exons. Gene Ontology annotation, biological process: actin cytoskeleton organization. The record is from RefSeq and is a predicted model, not a curated record.
AUUUAAAAAGUCAUUCAUAUAAGUCAUAAAUCAACACGAGUUGUAAAAUUAGUUGAGUAUGUUUAAAGUGUCACAGGAAAUGCGUUUGAAUACAAAUGCAGCUGCAGUGCUUGGCCAGAGUGUUGUGGCAGGUGGGCGUGGCAUAGACGAUGGCAACAGUCCAGAGCGAGAAUGUAUUUUUGGCCGAUAUCAACGCACGCCCGAUGCGGAUGCAUACCCAACAGAGCCGCCACAAGUUUAUGUGGCACCUGAGCUAACCGAUGCUGCCAAGGUGCAGCUGCUUCAUUUGCCUAGCGGUGCGGUCAAAGUCAAUUCCACAGUGAGCUUUAUUAUCAAACGUAAUGGCGUCAAGGGCAAUUUUGACGCACGCCUUGAGCUUCCCAGUGGCCAGCAUGAGCCUGCGUUAAAAUUGCAGCUAUUGGAUCCAGAACGCUUCGAAGCUCAUUGCCAGUUAACACAGGCUGGACUCUACAAAUUGCACAUCAAAUGUAAUUCCGUGCCCUUACCCAAGUCACCAUACAUAAUAGUAAGCAUUGCUGGUCUUUCCGCCUCCGAAGUUCCGCCUAUAAGUAAGUACUGCUACUCAACUGAAUUUGGCUCCAUAACUAAUUCUAAUCCCACAGUGCUGCCUGUCUUUCAAUCUGAUGCUAGCAAGGUAAUCAGCCGCGGCUUAGGACUGACGCACAUCAAUAUUUUGGAGCGUAAUGAGUUCACCGUAGAUGCCAGUGCCGCUGGUAAUAAUAUGCUCUUUGUAGCUAUUCUAGGACCCAAAGGUGCUUGUGAGGAGUUGCUGGUGAAGCAUCAAGGCAAUAACCUAUAUCGCGUAGUAUAUCAAGCGCGUGAUCCAGGAGAUUAUUUACUGAUGGUCAAAUGGGGUGACACACAUAUACCUGGAUCACCCUUUGGUCUCAGCGCCGAAUAGCGUGUUAUUCUUAUUAAUUUAGAUAAUAAAAUUAUUAAUACAUACAAUUCACGCAUAUUCUUGCGAAUCUGAACA